GGGGGCAGGCGCCCCGCGGGGAGGCCUGCCACGUGACUCCCGCAGCCCGGACCGGGCCGCCAGGCGGGGAGCGCCGCGGCGGCCCCAGGAGGUAGCGGCAGGCGCGCGAGCCCGGGCCGCGCGGGACUGGCCGUCGGGGGUCCCGGGACGGCGGUCCCGGGGGCGCCCAUGCCAUGGAGAAGCUGGCGGCCGGGCUGGCUGGCCUGCGCUGGAGCAUGGGCGCCUUCCCGCUCGACCUCAUCGUCAGCCGCUGCCGCCUGCCCACGCUCGCCUGCCUCGGGCCAGGGGAGUAUGCCGAGGGGGUCAGUGAGAGAGAUAUCCUGCUCAUUCACUCCUGCCGCCAGUGGACAACCGUGACAGCCCAUACUCUGGAGGAGGGCCACUACGUCAUCGGACCCAAGAUUGACAUCCCCCUGCAGUACCCAGGGAAGUUCAAGCUCCUGGAGCAGGCCCGGGAUGUGCGGGAGCCAGUGAGGUACUUCAGCAGCGUGGAGGAGGUGGCCAGCGUCUUCCCUGACCGCAUCUUUGUGAUGGAAGCCAUCACCUUCAGUGUCAAGGUGGUGUCGGGCGAAUUCAGCGAGGACAGCGAGGUGUACAACUUCACGCUGCACGCGGGCGACGAGCUCACCCUCAUGGGCCAGGCGGAGAUCCUGUGCGCCAAGACCACCAAGGAGCGCUCGCGCUUCACCACGCUGCUGCGCAAGCUGGGCCGGGCUGGGGCGCUGGCUGGGGUGGGCGGCGGCGGCGGCCCCGGGGGUGCGGGGGCCACGGGCGGCAGCACCAGGGCCAUCAAGGGCAAGAUGCCCUGCCUCAUCUGCAUGAACCACCGCACCAACGAGAGCCUGAGCCUGCCCUUCCAGUGCCAGGGCCGCUUCAGCACGCGCAGCCCGCUGGAGCUGCAGAUGCAGGAGGGCGAGCACACGGUGCGCGCCAUCAUCGAGCGCGUGCGGCUCCCUGUGAACGUGCUGGUGCCCAGCCGGCCGCCACGCAACCCCUACGACCUGCACCCCGUGCGGGAGGGCCACUGCUACAAGCUGGUCAGCAUCAUCUCCAAGACCGUGGUGCUGGGGCUGGCGCUGCGCCGCGAGGGCCCGGCGCCGCUGCACUUCCUGCUGCUCACGGACACGCCGCGCUUCGCGCUGCCGCAGGGCCUGCUGGCCGGGGACCCGCGCGUGGAGCGCCUGGUGCGCGACAGCGCCUCCUACUGCCGCGAGCGCUUCGACCCCGACGAGUACUCCACGGCCGUGCGCGAGGCCCCGGCCGAACUCACCGACGACUGCGCCAGCCCGCGCCGCGCGCGCCUCUGUCUGCCCGCGCCCCCGCGCGUCCCAGCCCUCGCGCGCGCCCCCGGCCCGCCCGGCGAUGGCGACCAGGAGUACGUGAGCCCGGACUGGGCCAGCGCGCAGGAUCCCGCCGUGCCGCCCGCGGAGAUCCCCUAUGAGGAGCUGUGGACGCACCAGGCUGCCGAAGGCCUCGCAGAGGGCCGGGCGCGGCCGCCCCCGGGGCCGGACCUUAUCUCCUUCGCAGCCCCCGGGCCGUCCCGCCUGGAGCCUGAGGCACCGCCGCCUCCCGUCCCCCCCAAGUCCGAGGCGGUGAAGGAGGAGUGCCGCCUGCUCAAUGCCCCCCCUGUGCCUCCCCGGGGCGGCAAUGGCAGCGGCCGGCUCUCGGGCAGCCCCCCGGUGCCCCCGCGGUUCCCCAAGCUGCAGCCUGUCCACUCACCUAGCUCCAGCCUCUCCUACUACUCAUCUGGCCUCCAGGAUGGGACAGGUUCCCGCAGCGGCAGCGGCUCUCCGUCCCCGGACGCCUACUCCCUUUAUUGCUACCCGUGCACCUGGGGAGACUGCAAGGCGGGCGAGUCGUCCAGCCGCCCACCCCCAGGACCCCUGCCCUCGACCACGCAGCCCAGCCAGGCCGCCCGGGCCCUUGCAGAGCCUCUGAGCAGUCGAGCCACCUCCCUCCUGGGGGCUGACACCCCCGUUCAGGCGUACCACAGCUGCCCGCCUCUGCUCAAGCCCUCUCACCCCCAGAAACGCUUCGCUCCGUUCGGAGCUCUCAACCCCUUUUCGGGGCCUGUCUACUCCUCAGGCCCUUCAGCAGCCUCCUCUUCUGGGCCCACCACCAACGCGGGUCCCCUGGCUACCUCCAGCCCUGCCUUUUCCCCAGGUCCAGGCUCCCCAGGCCAGGCCUAUUCAGCUGCUCCCCCCUCGUGCCCCACCUCGUCGUCCUCUUCCUCUGAGUGGCAGGAGUCAGCCCUGGAGCCCUUUGAUCCCUUCGAGCUGCGCCAGGGCAGUUCCCCGGAGCCCGAGCUGUUGCGCUGUCAGGAGCCCAGAGCGGUGGGGGCUCCCUGCCUUUCGCCACUUGGACCCCCCAAGGCCUUUGAACCGGAAGGUUUGGUACUGCGGCAGGUCCCCACCCCGCUGUCACCGGUGGGCCUGCAGGGGCCUGAGGCAGGCGGAGCACGGCUCCUUCUGCCCCAGGGGCGCCUGGAAGGGCCUCCUGCCAGUCCCCGGGAGGGGGCUGCAGGCUGGGGAGGCCGGGAUGCCUCCUCCUGGCAGCCCCCUGCUGACCUGUCUGCGCUCUCCCUGGAAGAAGUCUCUCGAAGUCUGCGUUUCAUCGGUCUCUCGGAGGACGUGGUGAGCUUCUUUGCCCGAGAACGCAUUGACGGCAGCAUCUUUGUGCAGCUCAGCGAGGACAUCCUGGCCGAUGACUUCCAUCUCACGAAGCUGCAGGUCAAGAAGAUCAUGCAGUUCAUCAAAGGCUGGAGGCCCAAGAUCUGAGCUUCCCAGCUCGCGGCUGCACAGCUGGGACGCUGGCCUGGAGGCCACGGGGUUAGCCACGGGUCCGCGGGGGGACAGUGGGCCCAGAGCAGGUCCUCCUGCAAGGAGAAUCCGUGCCAAGACUGAGGCAGCCAGGCGGCCCCUCUGAGGGAAUCCAGGGGAGACACACUGGGAAAUGGGGGCAUCUGGCCUUUGUUCUGAGAGGCACCGGUGUGCACCUGGGCCCGGGGACACAUUGCUGGGAUUCCCACGGUGGCGGGGCGGGGUGGGGUGUCAGAAGCUGGCCAGCAUGGUGACCUGACAUCCUCCCCCGCCCUUGUGGAGAGCGUCAGACAUCUUGCACUUCUCAAGCUUGUAGGUUCAGGUUAGAGACAAGGGCAGACGGGCCAUCAUUUAAGCACAAAUUCCCCAAGUGCCCCCCCGCCCCCGUGCUCUGUGGGCUUUUGGCCUUGGCCGCCCCAGAGUCUGGGGGCCCUUCCUGUAUCUCUGGGAUGCCCUUCCUUUCCCCUUGUAUGAACUCGGGCCCUGGCCCCAAGCACAGGUGUGUCAAGCCUGUGUUGCUGUGCCCCAAGGCUCUGGCUCAGGGCGCUGGUUGGUGGGGGAGGACUCCAGAAGAGCACAGCUUUGCCGCUGACCCGCUCACCUAGCUAGGGAGGCCGAUGUUCUAGACGUCUCUAGCGCCCCCGCUGCUGCCUUCCGUCCUGCGGGUUGGGUCGGGUCGGGUCUGAGGUUCUCACUCCCUGGAGAAGCGGGUAGAUUGAGGUCAGCUGCUCCUGGAUUGUAGCGGCAAGUGGCCUCCAAGCACUCCCACUUCUGCCCGGCUCCUGCCCCCUUCACUGGGCUCCAGCAAACACCUGGUGUCCUUCUCUGGUCUGUCACUGGCCUAGGUGGGAUGGUUGGGAAAGAGAAAGCACCGUGGUUUGGGAAAACCGGCUUUCUCCUUGCUCCUGGAGCCCAGGCCUCCUGUGCUUGUGCCUAUGCCUGUCAGGUCUCUGGGGCCUGGAACCGGGCGUGGCAGUCUGCUGGCACCGGGAGCAGGCUGGCCGCUGUGUCCAACCAGCCGUCCCCCCACCCCCAACUCUCCCGGUCCCCCUUCCCCCGCCCCCCGGGGCUGCACUAACUCUCCUCAUGCCACUAGCGGCAGGCCCCGGCCAGACCAGCCUUCUCUUCUGCCUUACCUAGCUUACCUACCUAGAUAUUUAUUUGCUCCAUUUUCCUCUGAAGUAUAGUGAGGCCACGCUGGUGCUCGCGCCCGGGGCAGUCGCCUCCGCUCUGGGCCAAGGGGAGUCCGGAAGUAGAGCACACACGCUGAUGCUGAAGCAUUGGGCUUCCCUGCCGAUCACUCUGUGAAUCCUCAAGGACUUGUGAAAUAAAUGCUAGAGCACUGAACAGGAGUCGGGGGGCAACUCUGGGUGUCAACCCUCUUCCUCUGGAGGGCCCAGGGGACCGGCAGGUACAAGGCAUGGGCCUCCAGGCAGGGGAGGGCUUUGGAGUGGGGUGUGCACGUGGCCCACUCCUGGGUUCCCUUCCGAAAGCCCCUCCUCAGCCCCUCCCCUACAAGAACCUUCCAUCUCUCACCAGCGUUUCAACCCAAUUCCUAGUGCUGCUGACUGGAAAGCUCCCUGUCCUCAGCCGGCGCCCAAGUUUAAGUUCCUGCACUGACCAAACGGCUGCCUGACGCCCUCCCAGAGCCCCCAUUUAGAAUCCCAUUAAUGGCUCUGCGUAGAGCAUCCGUUCCCUAUUUCCUACUGAUCAUCUGAAAAUCCCAGCACACAGGUGACUCGGUUUUAGGGUUUGGCUUCGCAGCACCUGGGAGUGGUCCGUGGAAUCAGCGGGAGGCUCUCUGUCCACGGGCCCCAGCAAAGCUGGCGCCAGGGGUCGGCGAGGCACCGGCACGUGGAACAGAGGCAGGAGCAGUGGGUCACGGCGUACUGGGACUUCAGUUCUGCACACGUGUAGUGUGGGCCCCUCCACCAGACUGGGCAGGAGCCCCGAGGCUGCUUCCACACACCGGGGUCUGCUGCCGCUGGCACAGGAUCAAAGGGACUCCCCGGCCCAGAGGGCACCGGGAGGGCAGAGCGCCAGUGGGUUGGCCGGGCACUCCUUGAACAGCUCACCAUGUGGUCUCCGGUGAUCCUCCCAUUCUUCCGUGCUCAGGGCCAGCCAAGACGAGCAGGAUCUACUGGCCAGGAAAAUAGUCUCUCCUCUGCUUCACUCCAGUGUUAACAUCCCGAAAGCACAUGAGUCCCACUACGAAAAGCACUGGGUGCCAUGGUACCACAAGGCAUUACAAUUUGGGGAAGGAGGUCUCUUACAACCUGGCCUCCAAGCCUGUGGCACUUCACCUGCUCUGUUCAGUCAGGCCUGUCUCCCACGGCAAGCGGAAGCCUGCUGGAGCAGGUCUAUACGGCCAGGUUCCGAAGGCUUUAGUGCGUUAAGUCUCCCUUUAUCAUCACGGUCUCUCUCUCAAGGUGCUGUCUAGAACUCUC
This is a messenger RNA of Mustela erminea (ermine), 5266 nucleotides long. It is a transcript of the gene GAREM2, whose product is annotated as GRB2 associated regulator of MAPK1 subtype 2. Lineage: Eukaryota; Metazoa; Chordata; Mammalia; Carnivora; Mustelidae. Bases 174 to 2777 code for a protein of 867 amino acids. The record is from RefSeq and is a predicted model, not a curated record. The transcript is spliced from 6 exons.